Messenger RNA from Amborella trichopoda, 1961 nucleotides. RefSeq names its product protein BYPASS1-LIKE. NCBI's taxonomy places the organism in Eukaryota, Viridiplantae, Streptophyta, Magnoliopsida, Amborellales, Amborellaceae. The record is from RefSeq and is a predicted model, not a curated record.
UCACAUUUGAUGAGGAGACCGCGUCCAGCUUCUUGGCUAUAAUAAUCAGGAGAAUUCUCUUCCCUCCGUGAGUCGCGGUUGGCAUAAAACAUCCUCUCUCUCUCUCUCUCUCUCUUCACCUGCAACCAUUUUCUCUCUCUACAAUCCUUCCUUCUUAUCCACGAACCCUAAAGAGCCCUUUCUCUCUCUACAUAUCCAAAGCAGCUUCCGUUUCCUCAACAUCUAUGUCUCUCUCUCUCUCUAGAUAUCUAAAUUCCCGAUUCUAGGGUUUCUCUCUGCAAAUAUCAAGUUCAUGUCAUUAGGUCAAAUUAGGGCCUUUGUUUGAAUUCCCAAAGCUACUAUAUUUGUCUGUGUCUCUCUAACUUGGAUCAUGAUCAUGGCUGUGAAACGGAUUUGAUUAAGAAAACCAGGCCUAAUCUCUCAAAAGAAGACCGAGAAUGCCAGCCACAGAUUGCCAGGGCUCCUCCGCCCCCUUUUCUAUCGGCCGAUCGAUCCUCAGCAUAAAGCGAAACCAGAUCGCAGCGAUGGAAGGAAACCACGACCACGAUCAAGAAGAGCUCGAACAUUUCCAGAGACAAGUCACUGACAGGUUCCUUGACCUAGCAGCCUCGAGCACGGACUCGAGCCAGGGCUCGAGCGGCGGGCACGAGCUCCUCUCGCUCGCCUGGGUCAGCAAGGUCCUCGACGCCUUCCUGUGCUGCGAGGAGGAAUUCAAAGCGGUGGUCCUAUUGACCCCGCGUGCGCACCUGUCGAAACCGGCACUCGAUCGUUUGCUGUCGGAUUUUCUUGAGAGGGCAGUAAAAGCGCUCGAUGUGUGCAAUGCGGUGUGCGAUGGCGCCGAGAUGGUGCACCAGUGGCAGAGGCGGGCGUGCAUAGCCUCCCGCGCGUUGGGUGGUGGCGGGCCGAUAGGUGAAGCGCAGCUCAGGCGGGCGAAGAAGGCGCUGGCGGACCUUGGGGUGGCCGUGGCCAUGGCCAUGGCCAUGGAGGGUGGUGGCGCCGCUGCGACGGCGGGUGCGCAGAGGAACAGGUCCUUUGGCCGUGCCGGCUCCUCCGCACCAUCGCCGCCCACAACGCAUGCAUCCCAACGCUCAUGGAGUGUGCCGAAGUCGUGGUCCGCCGCUCGGCAACUGCAAGCCAUGGGCGCCAACCUCACGGCACCACGCGCCGCCGAUGCGGCAGCCACCGGGGGUCUCGCCGCCCCCAUCUACACCAUCAGCACUGUGCUCAUCGUCACGACAUGGACGAUGGUCGCUGCCUUUCCGUGCCAGGACCGAGGCCCACAAGGCCACCUCCCCACUCCCUCCAGACAGUUCUCAUGGGCACUUCCGAUUACGGGCAUACAAGAUCAGGUAGCGGAGGAGUGGAGAAAGCAUAAAGGAGUGGCGGGGUUGCUGUUAGAGCUCGGGGUGGUGGAGAAGUGUGGAAAGCGUUUGACAGAGAUGGUGGAGGCUGCGAGGGUGCCGCUGGCAGAGGAGCGGGAGGAGGAGAUCAGGGCGGAGGCCGAGGAGCUCGGGCGGGCUUGCAAUAAGCUGGAUGAGGGGUUGGGGCCCUUCCAGAGACAGGUGAGGGAGGUGUUUCAUAGGGUCGUGAGGAGCAGGGCCGAGUUGCUCGAGUACCUUAGCCGACCUUCCGAGCAAUGAUCUAGCCCAUGGUUCGCGCUCUGACCGAGCCCACCCAACACCUCGACUGUGGACUGGGUCUACCUGAGGGUCCGAAUUCGGAGGUCUACUGGCAUUCCACGUUGAGGUCUUAUGAAGUAAAUAAAGGGGUAAAAACCUUUCAUUUUUGUUUUUGGAUUUUGGUUUGAGGGGGAGGUUUUUUGAUAUUUUAAUUUUGUUGUUAUCUUAAUAUUGUGAAUUUUGUUGUUGGAUUAGAAGAAAUUGUAUAUAAAUUUAGGCAGUUGAAUUCUCUUUUUCUUGUGUAAUUUCGUGGAUUUUGCUCAGAUUCAAAAUUUUGGUAAA